Andrographis paniculata is the source of this 1373-nucleotide messenger RNA. RefSeq names its product dehydration-responsive element-binding protein 2D-like. The transcript has a single exon. Gene Ontology annotation, molecular function: DNA-binding transcription factor activity; transcription cis-regulatory region binding. NCBI's taxonomy places the organism in Eukaryota, Viridiplantae, Streptophyta, Magnoliopsida, Lamiales, Acanthaceae. Gene Ontology annotation, cellular component: nucleus. The coding region runs from base 275 to 1084 and encodes 269 amino acids. Gene Ontology annotation, biological process: response to stress; positive regulation of DNA-templated transcription. The record is from RefSeq and is a predicted model, not a curated record.
GUCUCUGACCUCCAUGGAGCUUCUUCUGGUUUUAGGUUGCACUGAUAUUUUGUGGGGUGAAAACUAAAAAUCAAAAUGUAGAAGCAGAGUGUGUUGACAAGUAGCAAUGGAUAUUCUGUGGGGAAGACACGUGUACAGUUCUUCUCUACACAUGCAUCCUCCGCUACUGGAUCUGCUUAUAAAUAUGGACUCCCUCCCUCUCGUUUCUCAUCCAUCACUGUACUGUACUGUACAUACUAUUAAUUAAUUAAUUGGAAAGAGGGGGAAGGAAGGAAUGCUGAAAUCCAUGGGGGUGGCUCAGGCGAGUUCGAGGAAGGGGUGCAUGAGGGGGAAGGGGGGCCCGGAGAACGCGGCGUGCACCUACAAGGGUGUACGGCAGCGGACCUGGGGGAAGUGGGUGGCCGAGAUACGUGAGCCCAACCGGGGGGCACGUGUCUGGCUCGGCACAUUCGAUACUUCCUACGACGCUGCCCUAGCCUACGACGCCGCCGCACGUGACCUCUACGGCCCCCAAGCUAAGGUCAAUCUCCCCCAUCUCUACCACCAACCUCCUCCUCCUCCACCUCACCACCUGCACCUUCCAACUGGAAAUAAUUCCAAUUCCAAUUCCAAUUCCGAUUCUGACUAUAUCGAUAUCAAUAUCAUUUCCAAUUCCAAUUCCAAUUCAUCAUCGUCAUCGUCAUCAUCCUCAUCCUCGACCUCGAUCAAACUGGAUACUCCGGAGAUCAUUAUGAACUCCAAUAAUGGCAGUAAUAAUAAUGAUAACUAUUAUAAUUGUAAUUUCUCGGUUUUUGACUGCAGCAGCAGGAGCAGGAUUGAUGAAGAGAGCAUGGUGGGGGGUAAUGGGAUUGGGAUUGGGAUUGGGAUUGAGGAGACGUAUGAUGAGAGAACUGGUGCGUGUUUGAAUGCAAGUGAAAUACUGAAGGAGAUGAAUAAGGACCUGCCGGAAGUGGACGACUCGUCCAUGUGGGCGGAGGCGGCCAGAGACACAGCCCAUGAUCCCGCCAUUUUUGCAAGCAGCCUCGACGUCUGCGACUUUGCCAAAGACGAUGGCAAUGGCCUCCCCUUCUCCUGGUUCUAUUAAUUUAUUAAUUAAUUAAUUCUAUCCGCCAUUGUUAACAACUCUUCCCUUCUUUUCUCUUUUUUUCUCUUCUGCAUACCUAACUGUACAUUGUAAAUAUAAUCCUCUCUGUGUAUAUAUACAUAUAUAUAUGUAUGUAUGGGUGUAUAUAGAUAACUGUGUGUGUAUGUAUUGUUUAUGUAUGUCAUUCUCUGUAAUGUAAUCCUCUGUACAGUAGUUGUAAAUAAGUAGUAUUAUUAAUUGAUUAUUGCCUGGAUCUUGAUCCAGGCGAUUAAUGUAGUCAAUAAAUUAG